Anopheles maculipalpis is the source of this 729-nucleotide messenger RNA. RefSeq lists its product as uncharacterized. The coding region runs from base 1 to 729 and encodes 242 amino acids. The record is from RefSeq and is a predicted model, not a curated record. Gene Ontology annotation, biological process: regulation of DNA-templated transcription. NCBI's taxonomy places the organism in Eukaryota, Metazoa, Arthropoda, Insecta, Diptera, Culicidae. The transcript has a single exon. Gene Ontology annotation, molecular function: DNA-binding transcription factor activity.
AUGGAUACUUCUUCAGUCAACCGAAAAACCGGGAAGUCAGCGAAGACGCAGAAAGCUGAGGAUACUGUUCCUAUCCUCAACAUUGGAAAACCUUUGCAACUCAAGCAAUCUAAGGCCAGUCAGAACGUUGGAAUGGAAAUGCUUUCGAAGAAACUUCAACAUUCGACUACAACCACCCGUAGUUCUACAGCGCGUUCCGACAGCUCCAGCUACAUGGAUAGUGAGGACAGUUGCGACAGUAGCCGUCUUCAAAUCGCUUGGGAUGCAGAUAACAAUGAAACCCAAUCGAACCACAGCGAAAGAUCUGAAUCGAGCGACGCCAACUCUUUCAACUAUGAUACUCAAGCACUGAUGCAUUUGAAGUCUUCACUAGAAACUCGUCCACUCAAACGAUGGGGAGCUGCGGUCACGUUGCAGAAUGGAAAGAUCCCGCUAUUCUACCACAAGAGCAUGGCUCGUCAGUUUCCCACCAAGGAACGAACACCGGAGCAGAUGGAAAUGCGUCGUCGCAACACGGAGGCAGCGCGGCUCAGUAGGGCUAAGAUGAAAAUGGCAGAGCUCAUGAUGGAAAAGGAAGCAACGGAACUAAGCACAGAAAAUACGGGAAUCAAGCAAAUGAUCGCAUCGCAGUUGGUCUAUGCGAACGAACUUCGGAAGUUGUUGAAUAAGUCGUCGAUCGAGUUGAACUAUUUCAAAAGAGUUGGCAGUAGAAAUGGUGAUUUUGCUUAA